This is a messenger RNA of Porites lobata, 3655 nucleotides long. NCBI's taxonomy places the organism in Eukaryota, Metazoa, Cnidaria, Anthozoa, Scleractinia, Poritidae. The record is from the annotation of a GenBank genome assembly.
AUGACAGAAAAAAUCGCGACACAAUUGGAACGGAUCUUCGAAAUGCUCGCAGGAGUAGAAAGCAGGAUACAGAAUCUAGAAGGUAUAUUUGAACGCUUCUCCGGUUUGGAGAAGUCGGUUAAUAAGCUCGAAACCGAGCUCAACAAGAUUGGCGAGAAGACAAGAAAAUUGGAAGGCGAAGUUAACGACCUCAGCAAGUCAAUGGAAUUUGCAAACGCCGAAAUUGAAGACCUAAAGAAGAAUGAUAAAGAAAGCGAAGUCAAAAUCAAGGAACUUGAGGGCAAAAUAUUGUAUCAAGAGGUGUACAGCAGGCGAGAAAACCUAAGAUUCUUCGGUUUUCCAGAAUCUGCUGAUGGAGCUGAGAACACGCACGAAGUUGUACGAAAAUUCCUUAGCAACGAAUUGGAGAUGGAAAACGCAGCAGAUAUUGAAUUCCAGCGAGCUCACAGAAUAGGAAGGAAGAAGACGGGCGAAACUAGACCGGUGAUUGUUCGUUUUUUGAGAUUUCCAGAACGUGAGCUGGUCUUUCCAAGAGUACGCGAGCUGGCAGAUGAUAUCGACAUAAAGGUCUACGCCGAUUUUCCUAGAGAAAUAAGCGAAAGAAGAAAAAAACAGUGGCCACGUCUCAAAAAAGCAAGAGAGGAGGGAAAGACUGCUUUCUUUAGCAAACCAGAACCCGAUAAAUUGUUUAUCGAUGGACGAUUUGUUCCCUUAUAGACAAAUCUAGGUUUUUUUUGGACUUAGUUUAUUUCAUUUGACUUUUUUUAUGCUUUUCAUCAGUCUGUUUUUGUAACGGGAGUGGCAUGUGUAGGUUAGAACAAUUGGGUGUAGUUGAAACGAUUGUCCCAGCGUCUUAUAGGUAAUAAUUACCUCGCCGCCUUUUUUCGCUCUUGCUUAAAACUUCGUUGUGUAAUGUAUUCUUUGUUUGUUUUUUUUUCUUUGUUUUCUUUGUCCUUUUGUCUUCUCCUUUAUUGUUUUUUGUUUUGUCUACCUACGUGUUGUGUGUUUUUGCACCUCAGUUGUCACCUCUUUUCAAUUUUUUGUACCACUGCGGUGAAAAUUAUUUGUAUGCGCAUAAUUUAUUUUUUCUUCCUGAUUUCAUUCAUGAAAGUACUUUUUGAUUUUAAAUUACUUUCUAUUAAUGUGCGAGGGGUUCGAGCCGCCACGAAAAGGAAAGCCCUUUUUACCUGGCUAAAUGAACGGAGGUAUGAUAUUAUCUUCCUUCAAGAGACCUAUAGCACUGUUGACGUUGAAGACAAUUGGAGAACACCGUGGAGAGGUAAGCUCUUUUUUGCUCACGGCUCUAAUCAUAGUUGUGGAGUGAUGAUUCUAGUGAGAAGUGACUUAGAUUUUAAUCCAAGAACUAUUAGUUGUGAUGACGAGGGCCGCUCUAAUUAAAGCUGAGGUCCAAGGUUCGCCAUUUUUGUUUGUAAAUAUUUAGGCUCCAAACAAGGUUCAAGACCAAUGCCGUUUUUUUGAUAAGUUAAACAAAAAUAUUGAAGACCGCGUCGUUAAUGAAGAGCUUAGAAUUAUUCUCGGGGGAGACUUUAAUGUAACACUCGACUCUGAUCUUGACUGUUCCGGUGGUAGACCUUUUAGAAAAGAUUCUGUAAAACACAUACAAGACUUAUGCCUGGAUUUUGAUUUGGUUGACAUUUGGCGCAUACGAAAUCUGGAUUCUAAACGCUUUACGUGGCGUCAAAGAAAUCCUUUCAUUCAAAGAAGACUUGAUUAUUGGCUGAUUAGCGAUGUAUGCCAAGACGACAUUGAGAAGUCCGAUGUCAUUCCUUCGAUAAAUUCAGACCAUUCGGCAAUUUUUCUCCAUUUUAACUGCAUAGACAAACCAAAACACGGCCCCUCUUCCUGGAAGUUUAAUGCUAGUCUUGUGAAUGACGACGACUUUGUUGCACUGAUAAAUGAAAGUAUGCCUUUGUGGUUAGAGGAGUUCAAAGACGUUAUAGAUAAAAGGCUGUUGUGGGAUUUAAUUAAGUACAGGAUUAGACAAAUUACAAUAAAGUAUAGAAAAGAAAAAGCACGUGAAAGGAGAAGAAAGAUCUCUGAUAUUGAGGCUUCUUCGAAGAUUUCGGAAGAGAGAUGCGGUAGUUCAUCAACUCCUGAGAACCAGGAAGAGUUUGAAUUGUUAAAAAUGGAAUAUGAUUCUAUCUAUGAACAGAUAGCAAAAGGUUCUAUAAUCCGAUCGAAAGCCACUUGGUAUGAAAAAGGAGAAAAAAGCAAUAAGUUCUUUUUAAACCUCGAAACACAUAAGAAAGCUAAGAGUUCUGUCCGUAAGGUUUUUGACGAUAAUGGAGUUCUAAUCACGGAUCCUAAAAAAAUAUUGCAAGAAAUUCAAAAUUUUUAUUCUAAUCUUUGUGAGCGUGACCCUCUUAGCCCAUCUGAACACACGUUAAACUCUUUUUUAAACAAUCCUGAAAUGCCAAAACUCUCUGAUACUGAUGUUCAAAUUUGCGAGGGAAAAUUAACGGUUGAAGAGUGUUACAAAAGUCUUCAGCUGUUUGAAAGUAACAAGUCACCAGGCAAUGACGGACUAACAGUCGAAUUUUACAGGGCUUUUUGGGGCCUCUUAGGACAGCUAUUAGUAGACAGCUUAAACUACUCUUAUGAUCAUGGUGAGCUCUCAAACUCUCAGAAAGAAGCCAUUAUUACCCUAAUAGAAAAGAAGGACAAAGACAAAAGGGACUUAUCAAACUGGAGACCGAUUUCGCUUAUUAAUGUUGAUGUUAAAAUCGGUUCAAAAGCCAUUGCCAAGUGAUUGGAGAAUGUUUUACCAAACAUCAUACAUUUCAAUCAAUCUGCAUAUGUGAAGGGUAGAACCACUUUCGACGCGGUCAGAACCAUAGAGGACGUUAUGGAAUUCUCAAAGAGAUACAGUAUUGACGGAAGAAUGGUUUGUAUAGAUUUUAAAAAAGCUUUUGACACAGUUAGUAGGGACUUCUUAUUUCGAACGUUAUCCGUUUUUGGUUUUGGACCAUCUUUUAUUCAAUGGAUCCACACUUUUUACAAGAAUGUCUCGAGUUGUGUCUUAGAUAAUGGCUUUGCAACUUCAUCCUUUGCAGUUGAAAGAGGAGUAAGACAGGGAGACCCUCUCUCUGCUUACUUAUUUAUUAUAGCAUUAGAAGUUUUAUGCGUUAACAUACGUAACAGUAAUGACAUUCGUGGUGUUGAAGUCGAUAAAGAAGAAAUCAAAUUAAGUCUUUUCGCAGAUGACCUGACUGGGUUUUUAAAGGAUGACCUCUCUCUAACAAACUUUCUUAAACUUAUAGAAGAUUAUGGAACUUGCUCUGGCCUAAAGGUUAACCACGAAAAGACAGAACUUUUGCUACUAGGUAACCUGGCCUGUACCGUACAAGAAGCCACUCUGAACAACAUAAAAAUUAAACGAUCAGCUAAAAUCUUAGGAGUACAUUUUACCUAUGACAAUCAAGCAAAACAAAAGCUAAAGAUCAAUGAAUUAAUCAGCUCCAUCCAACUUAAGCUACGAAUCUGAAGGUGGAGGGAUUUGACUGUCAUAGGGAGAAUUCAAAUUGUCAAAACCUUUAUUAUCCCUAUCUUCUUAUAUCGCACAAGCUUGAUAUCAUUGGAUAAAGAAUUUGUGAAAGAAACGAACAAAAUUAUCUUUGAUUUUAUAUGGAAAGGA